Messenger RNA from Triticum turgidum subsp. durum (durum wheat), 666 nucleotides. Lineage: Eukaryota; Viridiplantae; Streptophyta; Magnoliopsida; Poales; Poaceae. The record is from the annotation of a GenBank genome assembly.
AUGGGCGAGGAGGCCAAUUGCGACGCCGUGAUGGAGGCCGGCAACGGCAACGGCAAGGCCAAGGAGAACGGCCACGCCGUUGCGGCCAUGCCGGACGUCAAGGCCGACGACGCCGUGGUGGCGCUGGCCGACCCCCGCCUGCAGGGCAUCUCCGACGCCAUCCGCGUCGUCCCGCACUUCCCCAAGCCAGGCAUCAUGUUCAACGACAUCACGACGCUCCUGCUGCGGCCCGGGGUGUUCAAGGACGCCGUGGACAUGUUCGUCGAGCGCUACCGCGGCACGGGCAUCGCCGCCGUCGCCGGGAUUGAGGCGAGAGGAUUUAUAUUUGGCCCCGCGAUUGCACUAGCCGUCGGUGCCAAGUUCAUUCCGUUGCGCAAGCCUAAGAAACUCCCAGGUGAGGUGAUUUCUGAGACCUAUGUUCUCGAAUACGGAACUGAUUGUCUGGAGAUGCAUGUUGGUGCUAUCCCCCGUGAGCGUGUUUUGAUCGUUGAUGAUCUGGUUGCAACUGGUGGGACACUUUGUGCUGCUAUAAAUCUUCUGGAACGUGCUGGAGCUGAUGUCGUUGAGUGUGCUUGUCUCAUUGGGCUCCCUAAAUUUAAGGAUUGUUACAAGCUCAACGGGAAGCCUGUCUAUGUACUGGUGGAGUCUCUCGAAUAUGAAAAAUAA